CAACAGCACAGACAACAGCACAGACAACAGCACAGACAACAGCACAGACAACAGCACAGACAACCGCACAGACAACAGCACGGACACCACCGACCACGACAAAACGACCGCCAACACAACUACCAUCAUUGUCGACAAUACAAAGCCGAACACGGCCACCAUCGACCACGACAAAACGACCGCGAACGCGGCCACCAUCAUCUUGGACAACGCGACCGACGCGGCCGUGGACAGCGCGACCGACGCGGCCGUGGAAAACACGAUCGACGCGACCGACACGACCGCACACACAAAUAACUACCUUGCAAAAGCCUCCAUCAGACGCCGAUUCUAUGCUGAUAAUUCAGGAAAGACCACCGUAUCAGUCAUCAAUAGUUCCAGGGUGUAUAUAUCAAAUAAAUCCAGGUGUUUUUGUCAUCAACGGUGUGCCCAAGCAUGACGUGAAACAUGCUGCGAAGGUCGAUAAAAUCAGAAGGAUAUGGCGUUUUCCCGGUUAUUUGGUUCUGGAAUUCCAGCAUCCGAGGAAAAAAAACGUUUGCAUCCAGGUCGCAGGUUUCAGUACUAGCGAUGUCUAUGUGAAUCCGAAAACGAAAAAGACGUUCUUUAUAUUCGUUGACAACGCAAAGUCAACGUUACUUAUCCCGAAACUAUUACCGCCGCCGAAAAACAAUGUCACUUGCAAUUAUGCUUUCGAUAGAAAAAUCAUAAUUGACAAAUAUUGGAAAAAAUCGCCAUCGGGAUCUGUCGUCGUGAACGGCGUGCCUCCGCACGAUGUGAGAAAUCCGUUAUGGGUAUGGCGCUCACAAAAGUUAGUCGAUUCCGAGGGAAUGUUGGUUCAUCAAUUCAAUCAUCCAUUGGAUCGACAAAAAGUUCAAAUACCGGCGUACGGUACUGACGAAUAUUUCAUACAAGAAACGUCCCAGGUGUUUAUUUUAUUCGUCGACAAUAAUGGCCGAACCGUUCUUCUGUACAAAGGCAUAAUUCAACAGAAUGAAAAAAUAGUAACGUCCAACAAUAUCGUUACGAUGAAAGCAUAUAAAAAGUAUCGGGAAUUUGGCCAGAAAUACGGCUGGGGACUGCUGGUCGUACGUGGCAUUCCGAAAUACAAUCUAACAGCGGCGAAGAGGGUUGACGAAACGAAAACGAUCAUUGACGUCGACGGAUAUUUGGUUACGCAAUUUCAACAUCCCAUCACCGGGCAGCGAAUACAAAUACCGGCUAAUUUGGGCGACGAAUAUGUCAUCCCAUCAAAAUCGAAAGUUUAUCAUAUAUUCGUCGAUGUGGCAAAUCGCACCUUACUCAUUCUCAAGGAUAUCGACAAAAAGAAAUCAAGUUUGGCACGAGAUUGCGUUAACGGAUUCAACGCUAACGUCGGUUUGGCUCUUGUGAAAUAUAAAAAAAUUGCCGAAAACCAGCGUCUGGGUUCCAUAGUUAUCGUCGGACUUCCCAAAUACGAUAUACCGAGAGCCAUUUACGUUAAUCAAACAUACACUUUGAUAGACACCGAUAGUUUUUUGGUGGUUUAUUUCUUUCAUCCAACUACCGGCAAGGGCGUGCAAAUACCAUUCGACGGAGGUGACGAGUACGUACUACCCAAAGAGUCCAAGGUAUACAUCAUAUUCGUUGACUCUGCUGGUAAAACCUUGCUGGUUUUCAAGAAUCGCAAUGUCAAGAAGUACGCACCAGAAGGAAAGCCAAAUGGUACGGUCGUGAUCGGUGGAGUUCCCUCAUACAAUAAAUCCUGUGUUAUAUUCGUCAAUGAAACCGACCGAUUACUUCACUCUCACAAAGUUCCAGUUAUUCAAUUCGUCCAUCCUAUCGCUGGACAGGUAAUGCAAAUACCAGAAAAUGGUGGCGACGAAUAUUUGCUCCCAUCGACCUUGCAGACGUUUGUGAUAUUCGUUGACGCUCAAAAUCGAACGUUGCUUGUUUUCAAAAACAAGUAUAUACCGAAAGAACACAGGUCUGUUGUCGACUCCGGAGACAAAUGUGCCAACGUAUUUUAUGCUAUUCAAAAAUAUAAACAAAUUGCGCGAGACAAAGAAUGGGGGUCGACGGCAGUUCAUGGAGUGCCCAAAUACAAUAAAUCGUGCGUCAUAUUCGUUAAUAAAACCGAAAAAAUACUGGACUCCGACGGUUGUUCGGUCAUUCAAUUCGUCCAUCCGGUUACGCGCCAAACGAUACGAAUACCAGGCCACGGCGGAGACGAGUACGUAGUUCCAUUGCUUUUCAAAACGUUCGUGAUAUUCGUUGACACCAGAGGACGAACUUUGCUCGUUUUUAAGGACAAGCUACCAUUGCGAGAAACCCCCAAGUCCGGUGGUUCGUGCGAUAACAUAAUCGAGGCUCUUGACACAUACCGCAAAACGGAACGAGAAAAAAGACUGGGAUCGAUGGUAAUCCACGGUGUCCCUAAAUACAGCACAUCGAACGCCAUGCUCAUCGAUGAAACACAGAAAAUAGUGAAUUCUCAUAGAUGUGUGGAAAUUCAAUUCGUUCAUCCCAUGACGGAACAGAUAAUACGAAUUCCGUAUUACGGUGGUGACGAAUUUGUGAUGCCAUCGGUUCACAAAAAAUUCGUCAUUUUCGUUGAUCACAGAAAUCAAACUUUACUUAUUUUCAAGGAUACCUACUCUCCGGAGGAACGCCGACCAGGGUAUGGACACGCUGAUACAUGCAAAAACGUCAUUGAUGCUAUGAAUAAACAUCAGCGAAUGGCACGAGAAACUGAAUGGGGAUCACUGGUCAUUCAUGGAGUUCCCAAGUUUACCACGCGUCAUGUUAUAUUUGUGAAUAAAGUGAACAAAACACUGGACUCUGAUGGAUGUUUGGUAGUGCAGUUCGUGCAUCCUAUUACCGGACAGAGAAUACAAGUACCGUAUGACGGGGGUGACGAAUUUUUGAUGCCUUUAAUCUCAAAAAUAUUUAUCAUAUUUGUUGAUAAUAGAAGUCGCACUUUAUUGAUUUUUAAGAGCAAGUUACCGUCGAGUGAAGGAAAACCUGAGAACGACAUGAGCGAUGAAGAUAUAAAAAUGACAAUCAAAAUAUAUGGGGAUAUAGGAAAAGAGAGAGAAUGGGGAUCGGUUGUUAACCAUGGAGUCCCCGCCUACAAUUUAUCGAGUGCGAUAUUUGUGGACAAUACUUAUCGAACUAGAGACUCUAGUGGAUAUUUACUUAUUACUUUUGUUCAUCCGAUCACCGAGCAAACAAUACAAAUACCAUUCUAUGGAGGGGAUCGAUACACAUUGCCGUUCACCACAAAAGAAUACGUUAUAUUUGUAGACGCUAAAGGUCGCGCUUUAUUAAUAUUGAAACCGCAAAAACCUACGCGAACCACCGAACCGAGUAAACAUCAAAAUAUCAGUCCGGCCUUGAUGAAAUAUCGAGAACUGGCUGAGAAAAAUAAAUGGGGAUGGUUGGUAAUUCACGGCCUUCCUAAGAACGACAUUCCGAGCGCAAUAUUUGUUAAUAAAACUGAUAAACUAGUUGAUCCGGAUGGAUUCUUGAUAAUUCAAUUCGUUCAUCCGAUUACGGGACAAAAAAUAAAAAUACCAUACAACGGUGGCGAUGAAUACGUACUGCCAAAAACAUCAAAAGUGUACGUCAUAUUCGUCGAUGUCAAAGGCAGGACCUUACUUGUUCUCAAGAAAGAAAAUCCAUUGAAGGGAACUAAACCACCGACUGAUCGUGAUCAAUCGAAGCUAAACGUUAGCGCCGCCAUAAAAAAAUAUCGAGAAAUGGCUGAGAAAAAAAAAUGGGGAUGGAUGGUAAUUCGCGGCCUUCCUAAGAACGACAUUCCGAGCGCUAUGUUUGUUAACAAAACUGAAAAACGAGUUGAUCCUGAUGGUUUCUUGAUAAUUCAAUUCGUUCAUCCGAUAACGGGACAAAAAAUACAAAUACCGUACAACGGUGGCGAUGAAUACGUACUGCCAAAAACAUCAAAAGUGUACGUCAUAUUCGUCGAUGUCAAAGGCAGGACCUUACUUGUUCUCAAGAAAGAAAAUCCAUUGAAGGGAACUAAACCACCGACUGAUCGUGAUCAAUCGAAGCUAAACGUUAGCGCCGCCAUAAAAAAAUAUCGAGAAAUGGCUGAGAAAAAAAAAUGGGGAUGGUUGGUAAUUCACGGCCGACCUAAGUACGACAUUCCGAGCGCUAUGUUUGUUAACAAAACUGAAAAACGAGUUGAUCCUGAUGGUUUCUUGAUAAUUCAAUUCGUUCAUCCGAUAACGGGACAAAAAAUAAAAAUACCAUACAACGGUGGCGAUGAAUACGUACUGCCAAAAACAUCAAAAGUAUAUGUCAUAUUCGUCGAUGUCAAAGGUCGGACUCUUCUUAUUAUUAAAGACAAUGUUCAACCAUUUAUUCAGCCAAAAGUACCGAACAAAAGCGAGAGCUCUAUGGAUUAUAAGAAAGCGCACAACAUCUCCAGACCGGAAAAAUUCGGUCAAGUUGUUAUCAACGGAUUACCAAAAUAUGAUUUAUCUAAAGCGAUAUUCAUAUCCGAUGCACAAAAAUUAACCGAAGAAGAUGGAUUGCCCGUGCUUGCAUUCAUCCAUCCUUUAACCGGUCGAGAAAUUCAUAUACCGUCACAAGUUGGAGAUGAAUUUAUUUUCCCAAAAACACACGAGCUCUAUGUCAUAUAUGUCGAUGCUCAAGGUCGAACUUUAUUAAUUCGUAAAGAAACCGAUUCGGGGCCACAAACGAUUUCGCGCCAUCCAGAAAAUAUCAAUUUCACAACGAAACAGAAAGUCCCUACAGUUUUAAGUCAGUGGUUAGAAAUAUCAAUGGAAAAAGGAUGGGGUUGGCUAGUAGUGAAGGGAGUCCCUAAAUAUCGUUUGUCCCAAGCUAUCUUCGUCACGAAGACGAAGAAAUUAGUUGACAAACGCAACGUCGAAUGGAUUCGAUUUAAACAUCCGGUAACCGGGCAAAUCAUUCAAGCCCCGUUAGUUGGCACCGACGAAUAUGUAUUACCGAGUACGUCACAAGUUUUCCUCAUUUUCGUCGAUUUCCAAAAACGUACGUUAUUAAUUUUCAAGGGCAAGCACAAAAUCGUGCAGAAUAUUGGAUGGGGUACCCUGGUCGUAGGGGGAUUCCCAAAAUACGAUCUAUCAUCGGCGUUAUAUGUGAUGGAGAGAAAAACGUUGAUCGAUGAAAAUGGGAUGUUGAUGUUAGAAUUCGUACACCCAGUGUCCAAGGAAAAAGUUCGCAUGCCGUUUGUCGGUUGUGACGAAUACGUGGAUCCCCACAAGCUCAGAGUUUUCCUCAUCGUUGUUGAUUCGCACAGCAGAACGCUUUUAAUUUUCAAGAGGCUCGCCCCCGGUGAGCCGAAUUAUCAAAAUCACGAAAAACUAGACAUUCUCACCAAGGAAUACAACGCCAUGGCCCAAGAGAAUGGUUGGGGUUACCUAGUGGUCAAGGGAUUCCCGAAAUACGAUUUGUUGCACGCACUAAUCGUGACGAGGGCUCAAACAAAAUUGACGAAGAAGGGCAUAGUGAUGUUGAAAUUUCUGCACCCGAAAAGCAAACAAGAAAUUAUGGUGCCUUUCCAAGGAGGUGACGAGUACGUGGACCCGCUCACUUUGAAUGUCUACAUCAUUUUCACUGACGCCCAAGGGAAAACGCUCUUAAUCUUCAAGGGUACCAAGCCUCCUUCAACUUUCCCACCGUCGAGCGAACCACCUUUGGACCCGAGCGUCGAUAACAGUGAUCCCCCUUACAACACAUCGAACGCAAUUUAUGUUGCACCGACAGAGUGGAAAGUCGACCAGAACGGGAGUCCGACGAUCCAGUUCGUCCAUCCGAUAACUCAUGAACCAAUCGAAAUCACAGGCGAUCGAGAUGACGAGCACGUCGAUCCGGAAACUGGUAAAGUGUUUAUUACUUUUAUCGAUCGUCUGGGUCGUACGCUGCUCAUUCCCAAAGACAAAAGCAGCUCUCCUGCCGGAAGCACUCGGCUUCCCGCGGAUCAGAAAAAUGAGUACGUUCGCGAUGGCGGGUCGAACCUUCCGCAGGAGUUCCAACGAACUCAAAUCAAUAUCAACAAGAACAUAAACAAAAAUGUAUUCUUACCUCGCUGACAACUCUCCAGUGAAAUGGAAAUCCAUACUCUGUUCCGGGGAUAUUCCGUGAAGACGGCAUUGAAAGAGUGUUUCGAAUGUCUUAUCUCGUGGUAUCUACAACGCUCGGCUCUGUAUUUCCUGUCUUCGAAAAAUCAAUAAUAAUUUAUUUACCAACUUAA
Molecule: messenger RNA, 6238 nt
Organism: Venturia canescens
Lineage: Eukaryota; Metazoa; Arthropoda; Insecta; Hymenoptera; Ichneumonidae
Exons: 2
Coding region: 333-6077 (1914 amino acids)
Source: RefSeq, a predicted model, not a curated record